GGGAGCGGUAAAGCUGACCUGGGAGUUCCUUUUAGAUCAGACAAAAAGAAACCAGGAAGUUAGGAGGAAUUAUUACAGUCUGUACAGCUCAGGAUGUUAAAGGCGAUAACCUCCACGGCCUGGUUAUUCAUUAGCAAGAAGGAAAGCUCCGGAGAGAGCAGAACUCUCUCAGUUGCAGGCUUGAAGCAGGGCCCUCAGGAAGAAGCACCUUCCCUCUGGACCUCCAGCUCAGUCCUCUCUUGGUUUUGCCUCAGGGCAGCAGCUACAAACAGAAAGCCAGCUGUGAGUGUCUUGGCCAAGCCCAGAUCUGCCGAGAGAUCCGAAGCGGGAGGUAUGGUGAGUUGCAGCUGAUUUGGAAGCUGCCUGGUGGAGGACAGUGGCUCUGUACAGCUUGUGGGGAGAGGAUUAUCCUCCCCUGCUACUACUAAGCUAGAACACCAUGGGCAGCGUCUGUGUGAGGCUCUGGGCAUACCUGCAGCCUUUUCUCCCCUGCUGGUCUCAAGAGGCAGACAAGUCAGUGGUAAUUGAGAAUCCAGGGGCCUACUGUCCCCCAGAGGCUCCCAGGUCACAAGAGCCGGAGAGAAGCCAUGGCCAGUAUUUUGUGGCUCUGUUUGAUUACCAAGCACGUACUGCAGAGGACCUGAGCUUCCGUGCCGGCGACAAACUCCAAGUCUUGGACACUUCGCAUGAGGGCUGGUGGUUGGCCAGACAUUUGGAGAAGAAGGGAACCGGCUUAGGUCAGCAGCUGCAGGGCUACAUUCCUUCCAAUUAUGUGGCGGAGGACCGGAGUCUCCAGGCAGAGCCGUGGUUUUUUGGAGCAAUCAAAAGAGCAGAUGCAGAAAAACAACUUCUGUAUUCAGAAAACCAGACGGGCGCCUUUCUAAUCAGAGAGAGUGAGAGCCAGAAGGGUGACUUUUCCCUCUCAGUUUUAGAUGAAGGUGUUGUAAAACACUACAGAAUAAGAAGGUUGGAUGAAGGUGGCUUCUUCCUCACCAGGAGGAAAACCUUUUCAACCCUGAAUGAAUUUGUGAACUACUACACCACAACAAGUGACGGACUAUGUGUCAAGCUGGAGAAGCCAUGCUUAAAGAUCCAGGUACCAACCCCUUUUGAUUUGUCAUAUAAAACUGCGGACCAGUGGGAGAUAGACCGCAGCUCCAUACAGCUUCUGAAGCGACUGGGAUCCGGUCAGUUUGGAGAAGUUUGGGAAGGUCUGUGGAAUAAUACCACUCCAGUGGCUGUAAAAACGUUAAAACCAGGUUCAAUGGAUCCAAAUGACUUCCUGAGGGAGGCACAGAUAAUGAAGAGCCUAAGACACCCAAAGCUCAUCCAGCUCUAUGCUGUUUGCACUUUAGAAGAUCCAAUUUAUAUUAUUACAGAGUUGAUGAGACAUGGAAGUCUGCAAGAAUAUCUCCAAAAUGAUGGUGGGUCAAAAAUCCAUUUGAUUCAACAGGUAGACAUGGCGGCACAGGUGGCUUCUGGAAUGGCCUAUCUUGAGUCGCAGAACUAUAUUCACAGAGAUCUGGCUGCAAGAAAUGUCCUUGUUGGUGAACAUAAUAUCUACAAAGUAGCAGAUUUUGGACUUGCAAGAGUUUUUAAGGUAGAUAAUGAAGACAUCUAUGAAUCUAAACACGAAAUAAAGCUGCCAGUGAAGUGGACUGCACCCGAAGCCAUUCGUACUAAUAAAUUCAGCAUUAAGUCUGAUGUGUGGUCUUUUGGAAUCCUGCUCUAUGAAAUCAUUACUUAUGGCAAAAUGCCUUACAGUGGUAUGACAGGUGCUCAAGUAAUUCAAAUGUUGAGUCAAAACUACAGACUACCACAGCCAUCUAACUGCCCACAGCAAUUCUACAGCAUCAUGCUAGAGUGCUGGAAUGCUGAGCCUAAGCAACGGCCAACAUUUGAGACCCUGCAUUGGAAACUUGAAGACUACUUUGAAACAGACUGUUCCUAUUCAGAUACAAAUAACUUCAUAAACUAAACAUCAAGGAAAAGAAGAAAUAUAAUGAAGAUAUGAAAACGUGGGGCUCAUCAGUCCAGAAAUACUAUCUAUUCAACCAACUGUGAAAUCAGCUUAUUUUGACAUAUUCAAGUGGUAGGAUGAACUCAGCCAUGCAUUCCAUAUCAAAAAGAUAAUCUGUGUAUUUUAUUGACUAGGAAACACUGCAGGACAGUAUAAGAUAAUGUGUCAUUUUUCCUCACUGCCUGGUAAAAUCAAUCACACUAAAUGAAGUUAUUUUUUUCCUUUUGAGAACUCCUCACAUUUCUAUUUAUUGUUUGAAUGCCCAUCAAGAGAAUCAACAGAUGACAGUGUUUACUCAGUUACUGUUGUGGCAUUUUCCUGUUUACUAAUUAGACUGGUUAUUCAUUAUUCCUCAAAUUGCUGAAUCCCAUCAGGCUGUUAUUAUGAAGGAAUUUGAUUGCUCUGCUGCACAGCAGGACCUGUGCUUUGAGAUAUUUUUUUUCCUCUCUUUUAAAAUAUCCUGUAACUACAAUAAUGGUAAAGCCAUGUUAAAUGACUUGAUUGUACUUGAAGUAAUUGCACAUAUUUUUCCUAUGCAUAAGAAAAUGAAGCAGCUGUUGAGAAAAAGAAUUAAAAUCUUUCUCAUUUUGUAGAAGAAAAUGAUGGAGUUUGCUCUAUACCUCAGUAUGUGUCAUUGGAGAAUCAUCUGCAUUAGUUUUAAUCUCUUAAUGUCAGGAAUCAGGUUGCAAAGCCGAUGAAUUGUUAUGUAUGGGAAUAUAGGAGAACUACCACAUUGCCUACCAGGUCUGAGAAAUAGAUAUUAAAGUGGCUUAGAGAAGCUAACAGAGAGCUAGAGGAUUGCUGCAGCUUUCUAAGUAAUAAUAAAAAGUUUCUUUGGCAUGCAGGCCUAUUUUAAAUUGGCUUCAAAACAGGCCAAUCAGCACCUGAGGCUAGGAAUAAUGUCUGAAUGUAGUUAUGAACUAUAGAUUUUAUCUGUUAAGUCUGGAUGCUUUUCAGUAUCUUAAUUUUUUCUAACCUUGGAGAACUUCCCUGUUUUCUUAGGCAAUGUGUGUAUCAAAUGUUCUGCAUCACUGGAUGGUUAGCAAGACUUUUCUAAAAUCAGCUCCAUAGAUUCCAGAAUCUUCUAAUGUGCAGCACGGAAUGAACAUUCCAAAAGGAAACCGAGUAUAUCAAGUUUAUCUUUCAUCCUUCUUUAAGAGAGAAGGGACUAUUUAGAUGGUCACAAGGAUCCCCUGCGAAUUAAAAAACAUGCCAGUUCUUUCAACUAGGAACCAGGAGAGCAUCAGGGACUAACCAUUAACCAUUUGGUGAAGCCACUUCCCUAGCUGCAUUUCUGUUACCAUAGUAGAAAUCCUGAAAACAAAACAAAACAAAACCAAAAAACAAACAAACAAACAAACAAAACCAACUUAGAAGAGACAAGUUUUAUUCUAGCUUACCAUUCUAGACCAUUGCAUCACAGCAGGAAGUCACUGUGACAAGAGAGGUUGAAAAUGAUUUCAUCACAUCCACAGUCUAAGAUGAGAGAGACAUAACUACAUGCAUGCAUGCAUGACUUGCUUGUUUGCUUUCUUGUGCUCAGGUCAAUUUCUACACUCUUAAAAUGUUUGGGACACCUUUGCCUAGGAAAUAGCAUGGCACACAAUGGGCUGAGUCUUCCAGGAUCAAUUAACUUAAUUAAGACAAUUCUGUACAGACAUGCCCACAGGCAAGUCUAAUAUAAAGAAUCAUUGUCAACUC
Molecule: messenger RNA, 3721 nt
Organism: Mus caroli (Ryukyu mouse)
Lineage: Eukaryota; Metazoa; Chordata; Mammalia; Rodentia; Muridae
Gene: Frk
Product: fyn related Src family tyrosine kinase
Biological process (GO): protein phosphorylation
Molecular function (GO): protein tyrosine kinase activity; ATP binding; protein binding
Source: RefSeq, a predicted model, not a curated record